CUCCGGACAUCACUACCGACGCACCAUGUCUGCUGGAAACGCACGUAUCGGAAAGCUUGCGCCGGACUUCACUGCCACGGCUGUGAUGCAAGAUGGACAGUUCAAAGAUCUUAAACUCUCCGACUACAGAGGAAAGUAUGUCGUCUUCUUCUUUUAUCCUCUGGAUUUCACAUUUGUCUGCCCCACGGAGAUCAUUGCGUUCAGUGACCGUGUGGAAGAGUUCAAGAAGUUAAACACCGAAGUCAUUGCGGCCUCGGUGGACUCUCACUUCUGUCACCUGGCAUGGACCAGCCAAUCCAGGAAGGACGGCGGUUUGGGUCCCAUGAAGAUCCCCCUCGUCUCAGACAUCCGCCGCACAAUCGCUACAGAUUACGGCGUCCUUAACGAUGACCAAAUCUCAUUCCGGGGGCUCUUCAUCAUAGACGAGAAGGGGAUCCUGCGACAGAUCACCAUUAACGACCUGCCCGUCGGUCGCUCUGUAGAUGAAACGCUACGACUGGUGCAAGCUUUCCAACACACAGAUAAGUACGGAGAAGUCUGCCCGGCCGGAUGGCAGCCCGGAAGUGACACCAUCAAACCAGACGUCAAAAAGAGCAAAGAAUUCUUCUCCAAACAAAAGUAACGGCGGGAAGUGCUGCCCUACGUAGUCGGCCGCCCCGGCCAUCCCCCUUUUGCUGUGUAGAGUGAAAAGUAUUUUGUAGUAAAAUAUCUUAUAAAGGUGGUGAUGUCACUGGUGUAGAUGGCGUCAUUGCGGUGACAUCGGCAAUGCCUGUCUCGUAGGAUGGCGGAGUGUCCGCGGUGUAACGUUCUUGUCUUGUCACACUUUUGAAUAUUUUGUAAAAUACCAAAUAAAGAUCUGUGUGAGAUCGGC
Nanorana parkeri is the source of this 871-nucleotide messenger RNA. It is a transcript of the gene PRDX1, whose product is annotated as peroxiredoxin 1. The record is from RefSeq and is a predicted model, not a curated record. The transcript is spliced from 6 exons. Gene Ontology annotation, biological process: hydrogen peroxide catabolic process; response to oxidative stress; leukocyte activation. Gene Ontology annotation, cellular component: cytosol. Gene Ontology annotation, molecular function: thioredoxin peroxidase activity. The coding region runs from base 26 to 622 and encodes 198 amino acids. Lineage: Eukaryota; Metazoa; Chordata; Amphibia; Anura; Dicroglossidae.